This is a messenger RNA of Euleptes europaea (tarantolino), 1306 nucleotides long. RefSeq names its product pentraxin 3 (gene PTX3). The transcript has 3 exons. The record is from RefSeq and is a predicted model, not a curated record. Gene Ontology annotation, biological process: innate immune response. Bases 1 to 1299 code for a protein of 432 amino acids. Gene Ontology annotation, molecular function: complement component C1q complex binding. NCBI's taxonomy places the organism in Eukaryota, Metazoa, Chordata, Lepidosauria, Squamata, Sphaerodactylidae.
AUGAAUCCUACUACAAACAAAAUGUUUUCCUUUCUAUUUAUAUUUUUCUCUCUCUGGUCUUUCUCAUCCCAGAAUGAAGACGACUACAACGAUGUCUUCUACCUAGAUUUUGACAAUGUAAUAGAAAUUCCUCCAACAGAAGAAACCGUUUCCUGCGAUUGUCAACGAGAACACACGGAAUGGGACAAGCUGUUCAUUAUGCUUGAGAACUCGCAGAUGAGAGAGAGCAUGCUGCUCCACUCCCUGGAUGAAAUCCUUAAGGUGGAGUUGCAGAAACUGAGAGGUGAAAUGCUCCAGUUUGUGGAAAACAUUUCUAGCCUUUGCAUCGCGUCCACUGAGCAAGCCACCUCCCAGAUUUCAAACCAAGUGGACCGGAUGCUGGCGAGGAAGAAUGAAGAAGCUGAGGACCUCUCUGGGAUGCUCCAUGAAUCAGAGCAAGGCAAAGUCCUCCAAGAAAUUCUACAGCUGAGUCGAAACGUGUCCAACCGACUCAGCAAUCUGGAGCGUGCUUGGCAGAGGAAAACAGAGCUGGAUAUUCAGCAGAGGGGCUUGACCGAGAAAGACUACAUGACAAGAGGAGACAAUUUCAUUCUGAACUCACUCUGGCAAAAACUGCAGGAAACAAAAGCUGAACUGAAAGAAUCCCACAAAAAGAAAACACAGAGGUUGCUGCCAAUUGGUUGUGAGACAGCUCUUUUAUUCCCAAUGCGUUCCAAAAAGAUCUUUGCGAGUGUUCAUCCAACAGUUGGAAUGAUGCUCUCUUCCUUUACUGCCUGCAUGUGGGUCAAAGUGACUGAAAUGCUCGACAAAACUAUUGUUUUCUCAUAUGGAACCAAAAUAAAUCCCUAUGAGAUCCAGCUUUAUCUUAGCUAUGAUUCCGCAGUUCUGGCUGUGAGUAGCGACUUGAACAAGAUAGCUGCCCAAAAUGUCAUUUCCUCUGGACAGUGGACUCACUUUUGUGGCAUUUGGAAUUCAGUUAACGGUAAUGCAUCAUUGUGGGCAAAUGGAAAGCUGGUCAAGGCCUCCUCAGAUAUAGCCAAGGAACACAUCAUUCCAGACGGUGGAAUUCUGCAGAUUGGCCAAGAAAAGAACGGCUGCUGUGUUGGAGGUGGUUUCAAUGAAUCUUUAGCUUUCUCUGGAAAAAUAACUGGCUUUAAUAUUUGGAACAGGGUCCUAAGCGAAAAAGAGAUAUCAAGGCAGAGUGAAGAAGAAACAUGCAACAUCCGUGGUGACGUAGUUGGUUGGGGGGUUACAGAGAUUCUGCCUCAUGGAGGAGCUCAGUAUGUUUUCAGUUUCUGAACAAAUG